Molecule: messenger RNA, 2076 nt
Organism: Venustampulla echinocandica
Lineage: Eukaryota; Fungi; Ascomycota; Leotiomycetes; Helotiales; Pleuroascaceae
Exons: 4
Coding region: 1-2076 (691 amino acids)
Source: RefSeq, a predicted model, not a curated record
AUGCGCCUGAAAAGCCCUCCGGAAAUAUUGGUCGCACAGCUGGUGUUUCUUGCCGCGCAAUGUGUGUCCGCGAAGACCGCGACCGAGAUCGUUGACAAGAGAGAAACAGCGCCGUCUCCAAUUGUUAUAGCCCCAUCACAAAAUUGGGACGGCAAUGAUGGCUCGUGGUCCUCGUUCCCAUUCCAGGUCGGGAACCCAGCCCAAAAUGUGAGGUUGUUUGUCGCCACGGCUUCCCACCAGACGGUUGUCGUGCUUCCUGAAGGAUGUAUUGCCUCGGACCCGUCGAAUUGCGCCGACUUACGAGGAGGAGAAUAUCAUACAAAUGCAUCGUCGACUUGGUUCAAGAACACCGCGAAUCUGACAACGAAUAUCUAUCCGCUUCAAAUGGGCCAGCAACUUGGGUAUACUGGAAGGGCUGCGCUAGGCUCUGACGAUAUCACGCUCGGGUGGCAGGGCGCUGGAGGACCAACCGUGAAGAACCAAACCGUCGCAGGAAUUGCUACAAAAGACACAUAUUUGGGACUCUUCGGUCUGACACCACGAGCAAGCAAUUUCACCAGCUUUAACAACCCAAUUCCCAGUUUAGUGCAGAAUCUCAAGAGCCAGUCACUGAUCCCAAGUCUAUCGUGGGCAUAUACAGCUGGCAAUCAAUAUCGUCUAAGCCAGGUUCUUGGUAGCCUCACAUUGGGAGGAUACGACAGGUCUCGAUUUGUUGCUCACGAUAUCACGUGGGGGUUUAACUCACAGGACAUCCGCGAUCUCACGGUUCAGAUAACCUCGAUCACUUCAAGUACGAAGAGUUCAGAGGCUUCUCUCCUCCCUUCUUCGAUCCCGGCGUUUCUUGACUCGAGCCUGCCGUAUAUCUGGCUCCCCCAAGAAGCAUGCGCCUUAUUCGAGAAAGCUUUCAACCUAACUUGGGACACCAAGACAGAGCUAUAUCUCCUCACGGAUUCCCAGCAUAAAGCUUUGGCCUCGCAAAAUCCAAACAUUACAUUCACUUUGGGAAAUCUGACAGAGGGGGUCGCGGUCAACAUUACGCUUCCUUAUGCGGCAUUCGAUCUCAUGGCCAAAGCACCCCUAGUGUCGAAUGCCACAAGAUAUUUCCCCCUAAAACGAGCGGACAAUUUCACGCAAUACACAUUAGGACGAACAUUUUUCCAAGAAGCAUACGUCAUAGCAGAUUACGAUCGCGGCAAUUUCUCCGUCUCCCAAUGCAGUUGGGUCCCUAACGCCCAACAAGACAUUGUUGCAAUCGCGGCGCCUUCCACAUCGUCCCCUUCCUCAACCGGCAAUGGAACUACGACUACCGGCGAUAAAUCCAAGUCUUCGACUUCCGUCCCUGCGGGGGCAGUAGUCGGCGGCGUUGUCGGGGGCGUCGCGGUUCUCGCAGCAGUUUCAUUCCUCAUCUACCAUUUCUGUAUUAAACCCCGUCGCCGUAAGGCAGAGGCAGCAGCAGCAGCCACCGUCGCAGUUGAAGAAAAGCCUCCCACGCCACCACAAGACCCAGAAGCGCCAUCCGACGACCCAACAUACGUCAAGCCAGAGCUUGACACACAGCCCAUCACAACCCGGUGGGAAAUGGAAGGAGGGAAGAAUGUACAUCCAGAAAGAGAAGGUGGUGUUGCAGAGGUUGAUGGCCAUUCUGCGCAAGUCCACGAAUUGCCCGCAAGGGAAGAAGUAGCUGCCGAAUUAAUGGGCCAGAGAGAUAUCGCUGUUGAGAUGGCUGGCUCGACACACCAAGAGCGAAACCCUAGAUUUAGUUGGCAAAAUACACCGGUGGAGAUGCACUCAAGUAGGGGCCGGAUUCCGGCGACACCAAGGUGGAGUUGGGUUACUUCUCCAGGAGGAGACACACUUUAUGGCUCUAGUGAGAAAGAUCCAUCCAGCCCUCAGAGUGGGAGUGCGACAUUGAGUCCCCAAAGCGGGAGUGCGACAUUGAGUUCCCAAAGCGGGAGUGCGAUACUGAGUCCCCAAAGCGGGAGUCGGACGUUGAGUCCCCACAGUGACAGUGAGACCGCCGUGUCUGAACCUUCUCCGCAAUCUUCGAGGGCAUGGAUGAGGCGGGUGCCUGAGUGA